AUGUCGUUGAAGAGCAUAUUGUGGGUUUGAUGAAGAUAUGAGGCAACUGAUAACACAGCUGGUUAAUGUAGAGAAAUGCAGAGUUGUGUCUAUCUGUGGUAUAGGUGGUCUGGGAAAGACUACCAUGGCAAAGGCUGUUUACCAUCAUGGUGAUAUAAGGAGACAUUUUGAAGGGUUUGCUUGGGCAUAUGUGUUUCAGCAGUGCAAAAGAAGAGAUGUUUGGGAGGGGAUUUUGCUGAAACUUAUCACUCCAUCCAGGGAGGAGAGGGAGGAAAUUUUAAGAAUGAGAGAUGAUGAUUUGGCAAAAAAGCUUUAUAAAGUUCAGAAAGAAAAGGAGUGUUUGGUUGUGAUCGAUGAUAUUUGGAGCACUGAGGCAUGGUCUACUCUUAGUGCUGCUUUUCCAAAUGAAACUACUUCUGGUAGCAAAGUACUGCUUACAACACGCAACAAAAAAGUAGCUUUGAUUGCUGACCGAGAGGGAUUUGUUCAUGAACCAAGCUGUUUGAAUGAAGAAAAUAGUUGGGAGUUAUUCCAAAGGAAGGCAUUUCCAAGUAGAGGCGAUUCAGAGCUCAAAAUCAAUGAAGAUAAGGAGAAGCGAGGGAGGGAAAUGGUUGGAUGCUGUGCCAGUUUACCUUUGGCCAUUGUUGUGCUUGGAAGGCUUUUGGCAACAAAAGAAACAUUGAUUGAGUGGGACAUGGUGAACGGAAAUAUCAGGUCAUAUUUGGCCAAAACUAAAGGCCAUGAACAAGCAAGAUUAUCUGAGGUAUUGGCUUUAAGUUACCAUGAAUUGCCUUACCAAUUGAAACCGUGCUUCCUCUAUUUGUGUCAGUUCCCUGAAGAUUUUGAUAUACCAACUAAAAAGUUAGUUCAGCAGUGGGUGGCAGAAGGCUUUGUGUUCUCACAGGAUGAGUUAGAAGGAGAUGAAACAAUGGAGGAUGUUGCAGAAGGCUACCUCCAUGGUUUGAUCAACAGGUGUAUGGUUCAAGUGGGAGUGAGGGGUUCAACUGGAACAAUUAAAACUUGUCGCCUUCAUGACCUUACACAUGAUCUUUGCUUGUCGAAGGCAAGACAAGAAAGUUUCAAUGACAUAAUUGACCACUAGUGUGGGAAUGAGACCCUUGGUGCACUUCCAUCAUCCAUUGGAACAAGAUCAAUUGGAAAGAGUCGCAGGCUUUUGAUUCUUUUGAGGGAAGAUGUUGAUGAUCUUAUUCCACCACAAUACAAGAAAAAUUGUAGCCUGAGGUCCCUCUUCUUCUUCCGUUAAAAAAACACAGAUUAGAUAUUGCACAGAUAAUGAAUUCUGUAGUUUCCAAGUUCAGAUUGCUUAAAGUCUUGGAUCUUGAAGGAAUUAAAGGACCUGAGGUGAA
This is a messenger RNA of Rubroshorea leprosula, 1367 nucleotides long. The record is from the annotation of a GenBank genome assembly. NCBI's taxonomy places the organism in Eukaryota, Viridiplantae, Streptophyta, Magnoliopsida, Malvales, Dipterocarpaceae.